AUGAGAAUUCUACUAUUAGUGGGAGUUUGUGUCCUCUAUAGUACAGCAAACGCUUUAAAUUUAACAGCAAGCUGUACAAUUAAUAAAUUUCAAGAUGUCGAUACCGUAGUUAGCCAAUGCAAAUCUAUAAACGUUGGAAGCUUUGCAGUACCUGCUGGCGAAACCUUAAAACUACAUUUACAAGCUGGUACUACUCUGAAUUUUAAUGGCAACAUCGCUUUUGGUUACAAAGAGUGGGAUGGGCCCCUCAUGUGGAUUAAAGGAGACGGAGUCACAGUACAAGGAUCAAGCAGUCAUUUACUGAAUGGUCGUGGAGAGCUUUGGUGGGACGGACAUGGUGACCACAGCAAUAAGAAGAAACCUCAAUUCAUGUUAAUUCAGGCCACUGGUAACUCAGUUUUUAAAUACAUUAAGGUAAAGAACUGUCCACAUACAUGUAUUGGCAUUUCGGAUUCUCAUGAUAUUACUCUUGACCACUGGACUAUUGACAGCAAAGAUGGAGAUACAAAAGGAGGAGCUAACACCGAUGGUUUUGAUGUUGCAAAAUCCUACAAAGUAACGAUAAAAGAUACUUCGGUAUGGAACCAAGACGACUGUAUCUGCGUGAAUCAAGGUCAGAAUUUGGUCUUCCAAAACAUGCACUGUAUUGGAGGACAUGGCUUGAGCCUUGCAGCAGGAAUGUGGAACACGUAUGAACUGAACACUAUUUACAACGUAACAUUUAAAGAUUCCAUAGUGGAAAAUUCACGUAAUGGUAUUCAUCUUAAAACUAUACCAGCAAAUAAUAAUAAGGGAGAAAUAAACCUUAUAACAUACGAUAACAUAAAGCUUAUAGGAAUCUCUUAUUACGCCAUUAACGUACAAGAAGACUACACCAACGAUGGACCAACUGGACAUCCUCUAGGAAACAUUCCCAUUAAAAACUUACACAUAAAUAAGGUCUAUGGAACAAUGACUGGUUCAAAUUCAGUUAAAGCAUAUAUUCUUUGUGGAAGUGGGGGUUGCUCGAACUGGAACUGGUCUAAUAUCAAUGUCUCCGGAGCUGCAAAAUCAAAUUCUUGUAAUUUUAAACCAAAUGGAUUUAACUGUUAA
Messenger RNA from Diabrotica balteata, 1092 nucleotides. NCBI's taxonomy places the organism in Eukaryota, Metazoa, Arthropoda, Insecta, Coleoptera, Chrysomelidae. The record is from the annotation of a GenBank genome assembly.